Molecule: messenger RNA, 403 nt
Organism: Gossypium raimondii (Peruvian cotton)
Lineage: Eukaryota; Viridiplantae; Streptophyta; Magnoliopsida; Malvales; Malvaceae
Product: 60S ribosomal protein L5-like
Exons: 2
Coding region: 5-244 (79 amino acids)
Biological process (GO): translation; ribosomal large subunit assembly
Cellular component (GO): ribosome; cytosolic large ribosomal subunit
Molecular function (GO): 5S rRNA binding; structural constituent of ribosome
Source: RefSeq, a predicted model, not a curated record
UUCUAUGAUACUCGGACUUGUGUAUAUGUAUUGGAUACGAGUAUGUUCAUGUAUUUCUGGUGAUAUAGUUCUUGCAACAGCUUACGGACAUGAGCUUCCUCGCUAUGGACUUGAAGCUGGCCUUACAAAUUAUGCAGCAGCUUAUUGUGUUGGACUCCUUUUGGCUCGCCGAACAUUGAAGCAGCUGGAGAUGGAUGCUGAAUACGAGGGUAAUGUUGGGGUAUGCAUUUGCCCUGGUUUCUGAGGUGUGGAGGUGGACUCCUAUUUUUUCAUGCUUUUUGUAAUAUAUAAACUCCCCUGUUUCACAUAAACAAUUGGAGUUUAUAGAAGCAAUAAACCCAUGUAGUAAACAGUGAAUGUAGUAAACCUAUUUUAGUCUAAUUUCAAAGGGUUUUUUAAUUUC